Messenger RNA from Cannabis sativa, 1809 nucleotides. RefSeq lists its product as uncharacterized. The record is from RefSeq and is a predicted model, not a curated record. The transcript is spliced from 3 exons. The coding region runs from base 132 to 917 and encodes 261 amino acids. NCBI's taxonomy places the organism in Eukaryota, Viridiplantae, Streptophyta, Magnoliopsida, Rosales, Cannabaceae.
UUUUGUGUUGUUUAUAUAUAAGGGUUGGAUGUCACACGUGUGUGUAUUCGGUGCACGUGUGAGUAUGUUUCUAUAAAAGAAUAGGAAUUUAUGGAGAACAGAGAUACAGUGGUACUGUAGCAGCACAUACGAUGAAGAUGCGCGCCAGUGCCACUCCCAUGCUGACUCUCACAGUCCCAACCUCUCUUUCUCCUUCGCUCCUUUUCUUCCAUCGAAGAAAGCCCUCUUUUCUCUUCUCCAACCCUAAGCCCUUUCUCUUUCUUCUUCACCACUCUUCUACUGUUUCAUCUUCUUCUUCUUCUUCUUCCUUCCGACUCCGUUGUUCCUCCUCCACUUCCCAUUCCCAAUCUAUAUCGGAAUCAGAAUCGGAGGAUGGUGUUUGCAUAGAGAUCCAGAAACUUCCCAACAACUCACGCAGAAUACUCUCCUCCGUCGCCAUUAACGCUUCUCUCCUAGCUGUGUGGAAUGUCUUGACUGAUUACGAAGGAUUGGCCGAUUUCAUUCCCGGUCUUGCUAUUAGCCAGUUGCUUGAUAGAGGACCUGAUUAUGCACGACUCUUUCAGGUGGGUGAGCAGAACUUGGCCCUUGGCCUUAAAUUCAAUGCUAAAGGGGUUGUUGACUGUUAUGAGAAGCCACUUGAAACCCUUCCCUCUGCCCAGAAGCGUGAGAUUGAGUUUAACAUGGUAGACGGAGACUUCCAGCUCUUCCAAGGAAAAUGGUCAAUUCUACAACAUGAUAGUGGAGGAGAGGAUCAAGAAAUGAAUACAACUCUUUCAUAUUUGGUUGAUGUACAGCCAAAGCUUUGGUUGCCUGUACAGCUUGUUGAGGGAAGACUUUCCAAUGAGAUAAAGGUGAACCUUGCCUGCAUCAGAGAAGAAGCAGAGAAAGCAUUUAGCAAUACUACGCGCUCUCUUUGAUGUCAUCUCAAAUUGUUUUCUAUUCCCUCGAUCACUAUUGUUUACUGAAUUCUAAAAUCAGUAACAAAAUUAUAAUGUGCAUCUUUCUCAAGUAUGUUAGCUGAGUCCAUAAAUUAUCCUGCUUGCAAUGAAACUCCAAUUGGGUUUCAGCUUAUGAUGCUCUUUUCCUUUCAAGAAGGGCGUGCUCAUAGUUUGUUAUUGGAAUGUCCUUAAGUUGAGUUGUGGAGGAGUGAAAGUGGUGUCAGCUGCAGACUGUAACGGCUCCGCAUUCUCAGGAUGCCUUAGUGUUCAUAUUAACCGAGAGAAGCAAAAAGGUUAGUUGAUUCAUCUUUUGUUAGUUAUAUUUGUAAAGCAAUGACUAUAUAUGGCUAAGAUCCUGGACUAGACCUAUAAUAAAAGGCAGACCAGAACCAGGUUUUUCACUAUAUCACUUUGAGAUUAUUCCUCAUAAUAAAAAAUAUAAUGUAAUUACUUACUACUUUAAAAUUAAAAAACGAAUCGAUAGGAAAGUUCUAAUUUCAUUUCAGUUAGAUUCCUAUUAACCCCAUUGGUUGUUUUACUAAAGAUCAGGUUGAUAGGUACGUUCAAAUUCUUGUGACGUUUAGUAUUCCCCUUGUUCAUUAUACUUUUUCUUAGCUGUAUUUUCUUCUGUUGAAUUAAAACUCUAGUCAAGUAUGAGUAGUCAGUCUCAUGGUUUCUCUCAUUAGAUUCAAUGUUCAAUUUUGCGUGGGGCGCAUACGCUAGCAAAUGGCAUUCUUUUUCCUUCUCUUUAUUUGGUGCAGCAGGAAAAAAAUAUAAAAUAAUUUGACACUUGUAAUAGAUGAAGUUAUAAUGGUCAAACUAUAAGAAAUAUACUCCUCUGCUUACGCCCUCUCUUUGAUUGGUUUUUGAA